GAACCCAGGGGUCCAGCACAGCAGCAGCCGUCCAUGUCCAUGGCCCUUUCGAGCUCGCUGCGUGCCCUGGCCCUGGUCUCGCCGGCCCUCCCCUCCGCUCGUCCGAGCGGGGUCACGGUCCCGGCGUCCCGCGCGCGGGGCCGGCCGCGGAGAGGGUCGGGGGUCGUGGCGCUGGCGGCGGCGCUGCCGUCGGACGCACAGUGGCUGGAGCGGCUGCCGGAGAAGUCGAAGCCGCUGUACACGCACAGCCUGCCGUGCAUCGAGGCGUGGCUGCGGAGCCUCGGGUUCACGCAGUCCCGCGAGGACCCCGCCCUCUGGGUCGCCGAGAUGCCGCUCUGGCACGCGCGCCUCAGCCUCGAUGUCACCGACCUCCACAUCAGGUACUUGAAAAGCGGCCCUGGAAAUCUUGAGAAGGAUGUGGAGAGAAGAUUCAGCUAUGCCCUAAGCAGAGAAGACAUUGAGAACGCGAUACUUGGAGGACCUUAAUACAAUCAAGGAGCUCAAAGUUAGGAUUCGUCUAGUCAUGUUUAUUCUCGAGGCAAGGUUGGCACUGAAGAAGUUGCACAGCCCACCGAUGCAGUGAUCUGCAUGCUUCUCUGGUAAUUGUAUGAUCAAACAGAUCAUGUGUCGAAAAAUAAUAUUCAUAUAAGCUCUUGCAUGACUAGGAUGACAUUGGAGAUGUGGAUGCCUCCAGGUGCCGCGCAUUUGGUUUGUCGGCCUAAAAAUGAAAACCUUUGAGCACAAACUUGCUCAUAUUUAUGUAAAGAAAUGGCUGUCAUAAUGAUAACUUUUAUUAUGUCU
Panicum virgatum (switchgrass) is the source of this 801-nucleotide messenger RNA. RefSeq lists its product as uncharacterized. The transcript has 2 exons. The record is from RefSeq and is a predicted model, not a curated record. Lineage: Eukaryota; Viridiplantae; Streptophyta; Magnoliopsida; Poales; Poaceae. The coding region runs from base 34 to 486 and encodes 150 amino acids.